CCAAAUAUACGAUAGUAUAGUAGUCUAGGCCUACUACACCAAACAGUUAUAAAGUAGGCUAUUAGUAUUAGGCUGUUAGGAUUAGGACAGCAUGUUAUGGACAGUACGCCUAGACUAUAAUACAGCAAUGCAAUUCAUAACCAAAGAUGUAGGCCUUGAAUAUUUAAUCUGUUUUGUAGCAGGCAGGCUUGGGCCAUUUUCCCGUUGCUCAGGUCGUUAACCUACUUCAAAUAUUGUUAUUGACCUGGGGCUGCAAUUCUGCAUUUGAAAAUGAAUAAAUAAAGCAUUUGCCUAUGUAAGUAGGCAAGGCCUACUUUGUCUAUUAGCCUAAACACAAUAUUUGUUUUGCAUAGUAGUUUUUGUAACUUAAGCCUUGGGGGUGGCUUGUUGCAUUUCGGAUAGGCUAUAUGAUUAAUGUCCAAACUGCGGCCUGUUCCACUUAGACUCCGACACAGGGGAAAUGCCUGACAACUGUCAUUCAAAAGGACCACAUAGGCUAAAUUCUGGAUCUAGUGAAUGAAUUUUCUGGAACGCUGCCUGAUAUAGGCUACUGCGCAAGCCGUCGCCACAGCGGGAUGAAUAUAUUUUCCAGUGGGACGGCCGCGCUCUCACCGGUUCAGUCCACUAUGGAACGUAAAAGGGAUGACUGGCAAAGGACCGAAGGAGAAAGAAAACAUCACAAGUCUCAGCAUGACGGAUGACAGAAGUGCGAUGUUAUAUAUUCUGGAGGAGCCCCGGAUGCGCGCAGAGGAGGAAAGACUUCGAACUUUCCAAAACUGGCCCGUUGACGCACCAGUUACCUCUGGUGACCUUGCUAAAGAGGGAUUUUUUUUCUCAGGAUCCGGUGAUAAGGUUCAAUGUUUCUGCUGUGGUGGCAUUCUAAGGUAUUGGGUUCAUGGGGACAGUCCACUUGUUGAGCACAAGAGGCACUUUCCAACCUGUAGUUUUGUUUUGGGGAGAGCCGUGGGUAAUAUUCCAUUAUACGUUGCGCCUGGGUCCUCUGACUCGGUUGACGGUCAGUUGUUGAGCCAGCUUCAAAGGAUGACCGUGGAUGACCAAGGAGCGGCUGGACAGGCAGUGUACCCUGAGAUGGAGGGUGAAGAUUCCCGAAUGACCACCUAUCAUAACUGGCCCACAGGCGCCUCGGUCCAACCAGAUGUUCUUGCACGGGCAGGGUUUUUCUAUACAGGUCAUGGUGACAAUGUCAAAUGCUUCUACUGUGAUGGAGGGUUGAGGAACUGGGAAUCAGGGGACGACCCCUGGCAGGAACAUGCCAAGUGGUUCCCACGAUGUGAGUUUCUGAUACAGACGAGAGGGCGGGAGUAUGUCAGUAACAUUCAGGACACCCACUUCCACAUUGGUGAAACCGUGGGUGGAUCUCAAAUGCCCAUAGCCAGAGAGAUCAACUCAGGAAACGAUGUGGGAGGCCUGGGAGCUUCGUCGGCCAUGCUGUCACCUGUCGUUCAGACGGUCUUGGGGAUGGGCUUUGAGGCCAGGUUGGUGGAGAGCCUGGUCCAGACCAAGUACUUACUGACUGGGCAGCACUACAUCUCUGUGUCUGAGCUGGUGACUGAUGUCCUGCAGGCAGAGGACGACGACAGGCAGAGAGGACCACAGAGCACAGAGCCAGAGGUCAGACAGGGACCCAGCACAGGAGGGGUGAGGACACAGACACUGGUCAGGGAGAAAGCAUUGAGGGAGCCCAGUCCAGAGGAGCUGCUGCGUCAGCUGCAGGAGGAGCGCACCUGUAAGGUGUGUAUGGACAAGCUGGUGUCCAUCGUCUUCAUCCCCUGUGGACACCUGGUGGUGUGUAGCGACUGUGCCACCAGCCUGCGCCACUGCCCAAUCUGCAGAGCUGUCAUCAGGGGCAGCGUUCGGGCUUUCAUGUCCUGAGACAUACUACUCGCCACAGUACCAACAAUUAGCACCUUUCAGAUUACUUUCAACGGGAGAAGACAACGGCACCCCUUCUGAACAGUCAUCUGUGAGCUUAUUAAAAGAAUCAUCUGAGGAUACUAGUUACCUUGCAUUUCCAUCUAACCUAAGCCACUCUGCUGUUGAGCUUCCUAUUCACACCACCAACAAUAUUCUGUUAAGAUGUCUGUUUGAUUUCAAGUGAUAUGAAGAAUAAACAUAUGUGCAGUG
This is a messenger RNA of Osmerus eperlanus (European smelt), 2145 nucleotides long. RefSeq names its product baculoviral IAP repeat containing 7 (gene birc7). The transcript is spliced from 8 exons. The record is from RefSeq and is a predicted model, not a curated record. Bases 643 to 1893 code for a protein of 416 amino acids. Gene Ontology annotation, cellular component: nucleus; cytoplasm. Gene Ontology annotation, molecular function: ubiquitin protein ligase activity; cysteine-type endopeptidase inhibitor activity involved in apoptotic process. Gene Ontology annotation, biological process: negative regulation of apoptotic process; regulation of cell cycle; positive regulation of protein ubiquitination. Lineage: Eukaryota; Metazoa; Chordata; Actinopteri; Osmeriformes; Osmeridae.